AUGGGCGAAGGAUAUUUGAAUGUUUCACCGAAUGACCAUGACUGUUUUUGGCGUGUUGAUGUUCCGGACGCUGAACCAUGGAUUUUUUCUUGUGGUUUCAUCUCCGAUCUUCAGAAGGUUCUUUGCAUAAGCACCAACGUAGCGGAUUUAAUGACGUUCCAGACAGUGCUGCCAAUUUCAUUAAACUGCUUCACAAUUCGGCCAUAUAUGGAUGAGGACCAGAACAAUCUUCGUUAUAUUGAUCAAACUGCAGACGAGGAAGAGAAGCUGACGUGCAAUGUUCCUUUUCCUGGCGAUAUUAGACGCCAACGAUUUUUCGACAAGAACAUUGGUACGUAUGUUAGUUGUGCGAUACCACGGACCUCAUUUGUGGUUGUGGAGAACGAUGCGGUGGGGAAUCCGCGACGCAUAAUUGCCGUUGUGUCUGCUGCACUAGAUGCCCGAGAGUUCGUUAGCAAGUGGCAGCGCCAGCUCGAAGACGUGUCGCGUUGGGUACCACCGCUUCUGUCCGAAAGUUUCUACAAAAAGUUCCCCAGCCAGGUUGACAUUAAAUGUCAUGAUUUCACUCAGGAUGCGACUGCUGUUCGCAGAUUACUAUGCGUAACAGCUGUUGCCUUAGCUUACAAUGGUAAGUAG
Gongylonema pulchrum is the source of this 636-nucleotide messenger RNA. The record is from the annotation of a GenBank genome assembly. Lineage: Eukaryota; Metazoa; Nematoda; Chromadorea; Rhabditida; Gongylonematidae.